AUGACUUCCACCCCAGACACCGUCGAGUACAAGGGGACUUGCCAUUGUGGCCGGUUCCAAUUCAAAUUACAUCUCUUCCGCCCCUUGGAAGCAGUGCAUGCAUGUCAUUGCACACUCUGUGCCAAGAAGGGGUACCUGUGGCUAUUCCCUGCUGAACAAGAAUUUCAAGUAACACGGGGGGCUGGGGAGCUGGUUUGCUACGACUCUAGUAAUGGGGGUCAUGGAGAGCAUAUGUUCUGUCCGACUUGUGGGACGGGGCUAUCGGUAAGGGAACAUCAGAUGCCGUCGGGGGAGGUUGGGAUGGGGGUAAACGCGCGGGCGUUGGUGGGAGUUAAUCCGUUCAAGCUAAGGGUUGAGAGUUAUACUCCGGGCAAUAUGUCGCAUGAUAGUUCUCCCACGGAGCUCAACCACAUUGACACUGACACCCCAUCCGAGAAGAUCUACACCGGUGGCUGCCACUGCACCGCAGUCCGCCUGUUUGUCCAAACCAAACCACUACCGGAGAUUGAAGUGAAGGAGGAUAACUGCAGUAUUUGCCAGCGGAACGCCAAUAUCUGUAUAUAUCCCCACCGGUCACACGUUACUCUCCACGGCGAAGAGAACUUGACAGAGUAUCGCUUUGGAAGGGGAUUCACAGGACACCAAUUCUGCAAGAUAUGCGGUGUGCAACUGAGUAUGAAGUUGCAUGGACCGCCUCAGUCCGUGGUGGAUAGUCUUCCGCUAGAGAAGCAAGAGAUUGUGAAGCAGAAGUUGGCUAUUGUGCCGAUCCGAGUGGCGGUUCUGGAUGGGGUGGAGUGGGCGGAUUUGAAGAUUGAGAGAACGGAUGAGGGUACAGAAGGGUAUGUUGUUGACUGA
Molecule: messenger RNA, 855 nt
Organism: Aspergillus luchuensis
Lineage: Eukaryota; Fungi; Ascomycota; Eurotiomycetes; Eurotiales; Aspergillaceae
Product: GFA family protein
Exons: 5
Coding region: 1-855 (284 amino acids)
Molecular function (GO): carbon-sulfur lyase activity
Source: RefSeq, a predicted model, not a curated record